AUGCGGGCCAUCAUGGAGGAUCUCCUGUCGGGGUGGUCCGUCGACGAGGAACGGCUCGACUUGCUCGCCAUCCCCAGAGGCCGCACACCGCUGGGUAAGGGGAUGCGGUUUGACUCGGGGGAUUCCGCCUCGCUGGGACAGACACGACUGUACGGCUGGUGCCCCUCGCUUGCAUCUUCAAGUGGGAGUCGCCACGAGACGGGAGGUGGCGUGUGUCUCCACUCUUGUUCCCCACAGCGACGGUGUGAGUCGAGUCGCCUCGCAUUGCUGAAGUACUCACCGUACUUUUCUCCACCAAAGCCACAAUCGCGGUGCACAGCGUCCGCGAGGACACGCUCAACCACUGGGAAUCGCGCUGUGCUACAUACACCGCGUAUUGGUGCCGAGAAGUCGUUGCAAAAAGUGUCAAAACUAACGCGAGCACAGACAGCGGUGUGCCGUCCUCCAAUCGUCACCCCACCGGUGUGUAGCGCUUUAAGCGGCUCAGCAGCUGAGCUUCAUCUAUGUAAACCUCCCACCCCUCCAUCACGCAGCGCAGGCAGCGAUUUUUUUCAAAGUCUCGCACGUGCGUCCUUUCCGUGUAGUAAGAAGAAACUGGUGCUACCGGAGAUGGCGGGUGCGGUGGAUGGCACCCCUGCCGGUCCGACGCGGUGCCGUGGGAACCUCAGUGUUCGCGACAGCGGUGAUACCACCCGCUCUACUGGAAGUGAGGAGGGGCAGAGUAGUAGCCGAUCCUCUUGCCGUGAGUGUAGCAGUGGAGAAAUUGCUGAUGAGGAUUCAAGUUUGAAGCUAUCCAUCCUGGAGUGGGAGAAUGCCUGUGCAAUGGAAGUAAACAUCACGCAAAAACGCGCCUUAAUGGCAAGCGAACUUCGGUGUUUGCAAGAUCAGAUUGAUGAGACGAGUAAUACCAUUGAGUCUCUGAAGACACGACACUACGCACUGCGAGAAAAGCUGCGAUCCUUUAGAGCGCUUCGGUCAGCCGUCACCAAGGAGGAAAGGAAAAGCAAGGAGUUGCAACUGUUGGCAAAACAGGCUAAGGAGCGCAUGGUGCGUGCCCGCCUCCCGCAGGAUCUCUCCCGAUUGACUACUGAUGGUAUCGGUGCAGAUGGGCCAAUAACGAUGGCGCGCCUCCUUGAGCAGCGAAGCGCUCUUCAGAAGGAACGAAGCGCCUUAAAAGAGGCAAUUCGUGUGGCUACUGCAGAGCAAGGAGAGAGAGCAGCUGCCCUGAAUGGGAGUCGCCGCAGCAUCUCACCAUCACCGCAACGUUCCUCCCAGUGUAAAGAGCUUAGGAAAUCCAUCACAGCAAUGGCUACGAAGGUGCAGAGGCAGACACAGAAAACAAUGCAGUCGGAGCUGCGCGCAGACGCCCUCAUGGAACGUGUCGAAACACUUCGGGGAACUGUGGUUCAGCAAGAAGUGCGAUGCCAAAGUGAUUCACCUAACCAACCUCAGCACACAAAAGGCCCCGGUCUUCCAGAGAACGGGAGUUCUGUCGGCGAGCCCCUAGAGAGUUGCUUUAUCACAGGCCUCGUGCUGUGA
Messenger RNA from Trypanosoma grayi, 1539 nucleotides. RefSeq lists its product as hypothetical. Bases 1 to 1539 code for a protein of 512 amino acids. The transcript has a single exon. Lineage: Eukaryota; Euglenozoa; Kinetoplastea; Trypanosomatida; Trypanosomatidae. The record is from RefSeq and is a predicted model, not a curated record.